This is a messenger RNA of Nerophis lumbriciformis (worm pipefish), 661 nucleotides long. RefSeq names its product C-type lectin domain family 19 member A-like. The record is from RefSeq and is a predicted model, not a curated record. Lineage: Eukaryota; Metazoa; Chordata; Actinopteri; Syngnathiformes; Syngnathidae.
UGCCGUCUUCACCACCUGCGAGCAUCACCGCAAAGAUGACUUCUGCACUCCGUGUUGUCUUCCUCCUGUGCGGGAUCAGCGGACUGCUGGCUGUAGCCCAAUCGGUUAUUCAUAAGAAAGAAUGCGGUUGCCCUAAGGAAUGGAUUCAGUUCCAGUCGUACUGCUACAAACACAUAGAGCUGCAAAAGACCUUUGCGGACGCAGAGGAGACCUGCCAGCUGUUCCACGGCAAUCUGGUGUCCAUCGAAGGCCCCGUGGAAAAUGCGGUGGUUUUACAACUGAUCCGCGACUAUAACGAUGGUUUCGUCAUUGACACCUGGAUUGGAGGCCAUGAUACCUUACUGGAUGGCACUUAUUGGUGGACCGACGGCGCGCCUUUCGUUUUCAGUGACUUUGACAUGGCUAACACUGGCGCCUGUGUCGAGAUUGACGAUGACGAGCGCUGGAACGGCGACGACUGCACCGACUUGAAUCCGUUUGUUUGCGAGAGAGACGUGUGCAUUUAGUCGGCCCCGUGGCCGUCAUAUCUUCCCUACUCGCCAUGACGUGAAGAUAUGACCUUCUUUGUCCUCUGGGUGGCUAGUGGUCACUGUCAAUCAAGCUUAUUGGAACCUCGAAGUGUAUCUCUUUAAUAAAUGAAGGAAACUGUCCCAGCAUGGAA